AUGACGGACGCGCUGCUGCCCGCGGCCCCCCAGCCGCUGGAGAAAGAGGGCCACUGCUACUUUCGGAAGGGUUGCAAUCCCCUUGCGCAGACUGGCCGGAGCAAACUACAGAAUCAGAGGGCUGCCUUGAACCAGAAGAUCUUGAAAGCCAUGCGGAUGAGAACAGGAGCUGAGAACCUUCUGAAAGCAGCCACAAACCAAAAGGUACGAGAGCAGGUGCGCCUGGAACUGAGCUUCUUGAAUUCAGACCUGCAGAUGCUCAAGGAAGAGCUGGAGGGGCUCAACAUCUCAGUAGGAGUCUAUCAGAACACAGAGGAAGCAUUUACGAUUCCCCUGAUUCCACUUGGCCUGAAGGAAACCAAGGACGUUGAUUUUUCAGUCGCUCUCAAGGAUUUUAUUCUGGAACAUUACAGUGAAGAUAGCUACCUCUAUGAAAAUGAAAUAGCAGAUCUCAUGGAUCUCAGACAAGCCUGUCGGACGCCCAGCCGAAAUGAGGCGGGAGUAGAGCUGCUGAUGAGUUACUUCCUGCAGCUGGGGUUUGUCGAGAGCCGAUUCUUCCCACCCACCCGACAGAUGGGGAUCCUGUUUACCUGGUAUGACUCUCUCACCGGGGUUCCGGUCAGCCAACAGAACUUGCUGCUGGAGAAGGCCAGCAUCCUGUUUAACAUCGGAGCCCUCUAUACACAGAUCGGCACCCGGUGCAAUCGACAGACAGAAGCUGGGCUGGAGAGCACGGUGGAUGCCUUUCAGAGAGCUGCAGGGGUUUUAAACUACCUGAAGGAGACGUUUACUCACACUCCAAGCUACGACAUGAGCCCCGCCAUGCUCAGUGUGCUGGUCAAAAUGAUGCUGGCACAAGCCCAAGAAAGCACGCUUGAGAAGGUCUGCCUCCCUGGGCUCCGGAACGAGUUCUUCCUCCUGGUGAAGGUGGCUCAGGAAGCGGCCAAGGUGGGAGAGGUCUAUCGGCAGCUGCACGCAGCCAUGAACCAGGAGCCGGUGAAGGAGAACAUCCCGUACUCCUGGGCCAGCUUGGCCUGCGUGAAGGCCCACCACUAUGAAGCCCUGGCCCACUACUUCACAGCCACCCUGCUCAUCGACCACCAGCUGAAGCCUGGUGAAGAUGAGGACCACCAGGAGAAGUGCCUGUCCCAGCUCUACAGCCACAUGCCAGAGGGACUGACACCCUUGGGCACCCUGAAGAAUGUUGAUCAGCGCCAACUACUGGGGAAAUCCCAUCUGUGCCGAGCUGUUACCCACCACGAGGAGUCCAUGAGGGAGGCCAGCCUGUGCAAGAAGCUCCGCAACAUCGAGGUGCUGCAGGAGGUGCUGUCCGCGGCGCGCCAGCGGUCCCAGCUUAAGUACUCUCAGCUCCGGGAGGACGAUGACCUCCUGAACUUGACGGAUGCUCCCGACAUCGUCUCUAAAACUGAGCGAGAAGUUGAAAUUAUACUCCCACAGUUCUCCAAAGUGACAGUAACAGACUUCUUCCAAAAGCUGGGUCCUUUAUCUGUGUUUUCGGCUAACAAGAGAUGGACGGCUCCUCGAAGUAUUCACUUCACUGCAGAAGAAGGGGACUUGGGGUUCACCCUGAGAGGAAACUCCCCAGUUCAAGUCCACUUCCUGGAUCCAUACUGCUCUGCUGCGGAGGCAGGAACCAAGGAAGGGGAUUAUAUUGUUUCCAUUCAAGACGUGGAUUGUAAGUGGCUGACGCUGAGUGAGGUUAUGAAAAUGCUGAAGAGCUUUGGCCAGAAUGACAUUGAGAUGAAGGUCGUGAGCCUCCUGGAUGCCACAUUGUCCAUGCAUAGUAAAUGUGCCACCUACUCUGUGGGCAUGCAGAAGACGUACUCCAUGGUCUGCUUAGGCGUCGGUGUUGACGACAAAACUGAUAACACCAAGAAAGUCUCGAAAAAGCUCUCGUUUCUGAGCUGGGGCACCAACAAGAACAGACAGAAGUCGGCGAGCACCCUGUGCCUCCCGUCAGUUGGUGUCGCAAUGCCUCCGGUCAAGAAAAAGCUCUCCUCUCCCUUCAGCCUUCUCAACACCGACAGCUCUUUGUACUGACGUGAAGAAGUGAGAGCGCUUC
Messenger RNA from Budorcas taxicolor (takin), 2083 nucleotides. It is a transcript of the gene RHPN2, whose product is annotated as rhophilin Rho GTPase binding protein 2. NCBI's taxonomy places the organism in Eukaryota, Metazoa, Chordata, Mammalia, Artiodactyla, Bovidae. The coding region runs from base 1 to 2061 and encodes 686 amino acids. The record is from RefSeq and is a predicted model, not a curated record. The transcript has 15 exons. Gene Ontology annotation, biological process: signal transduction; negative regulation of stress fiber assembly. Gene Ontology annotation, molecular function: protein binding.